UUAGCGGCCUAGAAAUAUUUGUGGGAGUGCCACGUGGUGACAAUAGAUUUUUUAAAAGUUUAAUGGACUUUUUUUAAUAUAUAACAGAUAGAUAGAUAGAUUACACGUGCUACUUUGUGGCUUGUGGCUACUAAUUGUGGUGCAUAUAAAGCAUGCAGUUAUUUUUUUUUCUUUGGGAUUAUAUGUGCCGAUCCUAACAUAAAACCGGAACAUAUAGGUCUACCGUAGAUGCGCUGCCAUGCUAUAAAUACUGCGACGGAUCAUGCAAGAUUUGCCAUCCAACAAAACGUGGGUAGUGAGUAGCAGUAGUAGUAUUCAGUUGCCGUCAAUGGAGGAUUCCCCUGUGGCAGUGGCCAUCCCCUGGUUUGCCCUCGCUGCCGCUACGGCUGUGCUAGCAGGAGCUGCUUGGCUGAUAAUCCGCGCAUGCAAAGCUGAUGAAAGCUGCUGCAGGCUGCCGCCAGGGUCGAGGGGCCUCCCCCUCCUCGGCGAGUCGCUCGAGUUCUUCGCCCGGAGCCCAUCCCUUGAGUUGCUUCCAUUUCUGAAGCAACGUCUCGAGAGGUACGGCCCAAUUUUCAGGACAAACAUAAUUGCUCAAGACAUGAUCGUGUCCCUUGAUCCGGAGCUGAACAACUUGGUGUUCCAACAAGAGGAGAGGCUCUUCCAGUGUUGGUACCCGAACUCAUUCAUGAGAGUCUUCGGUGCAGAUAGCAUCAUCACGACGUUCGGGUCCUCACACAGGCACGUCAGGAACCUGGUCCUCCGGCUCUUCGGCCCUGAAAACCUCAGGCGAGCAAUGCUCCAGGAGAUGCAGAAAACGGCUCAGGCCAGCCUGCUCUCCUGGCUUGAUCGUCCGAGCAUCGAAGUGAAAGAAGAAGUCUCAAGUAUGAUAAUAUUCAGCAUAAUAGCGAAGAAGUUAAUCAGCUACGACUCUUCAGCAUCAAACGGGAAGUUGUGGAAACAGUUCGAUGCAUUCCUUCAAGGAUUACUUGCAGAUAGAAUAUGUAUAUACACGAUCGAUCAUGACAAUCAAUUCGAUCACUGUAUAUAUAUGCAGGGACGAAAAAAUGUCAUGAGGAUGUUGAGAGAAUUGCUCGACGAGAGGAAGAAGAAGACAGCACAUCAAUUGGAAAGCAUCGACUUCUUCGAUGCUUUGAUUGAUGAGCUGAAGCAGGAGAAGCCUGCAGUGAGUGAGAACGUCGCGUUGGAUCUGCUCUUCUUGCUGUUGUUCGCUAGCUUCGAGACCACCUCAUCCGGGAUCACCGCGAUACUCAGGUUUCUAACGGACAAUCCAAUGGCUUUGGAAGAACUAACAGAGGAGCAUGAUCGCAUCCUGAAACGAAAGGCCGAUCCAAACUCCCAAAUCACAUGGGAGGAAUACAAGUCUAUGAAAUUCACAUCUCAUGCUACACUAUCCCAAAAGGAUCAAAGAUCAUGCUUAGUCCUUCCAAUAUUCAUCUGAAUCCUACGGUAUAUAAGGACCCCAAUGAAUUCAAUCCUUGGAGAUGGAAGGUUUGUGGUGAAAUUCAAAGCAACUUAUAAUUUUUCCGUCUCUCUAAAAUAAAAUUCUGCAUGUAUAUUAUUACUAUCACUGGUGGAGAAACCAUCUUUCGUUGGUCGGGCUAAUUCCAUAAUAGUCCCGGUUGCAACAAA
This is a messenger RNA of Oryza sativa Japonica Group (Japanese rice), 1650 nucleotides long. NCBI's taxonomy places the organism in Eukaryota, Viridiplantae, Streptophyta, Magnoliopsida, Poales, Poaceae. The record is from RefSeq and is a predicted model, not a curated record.